Talaromyces amestolkiae is the source of this 651-nucleotide messenger RNA. RefSeq lists its product as uncharacterized. The transcript is spliced from 6 exons. Gene Ontology annotation, cellular component: peroxisomal membrane. Bases 1 to 651 code for a protein of 216 amino acids. NCBI's taxonomy places the organism in Eukaryota, Fungi, Ascomycota, Eurotiomycetes, Eurotiales, Trichocomaceae. The record is from RefSeq and is a predicted model, not a curated record.
AUGGAUUCCAUCAUGGACACCCUCGACGCCAUUGCGCUCAAUCCAAACCUGAAACCUCUCCUGACACUCCUUAAAGCCGCCCGCAACGGUGCCGUGUAUGGCGCCAAAGUCCGUUUUCCACAUGCCCUAGUUAUGAUAUUUCUUUUCCGGUCCGGAACAUUCCGCGAAAAAGUCAAGCUCGUCCUCAAAGCUACCCGACAACAUGCAAGUAAUCUCGCCAGAUUCGCCGUCAUAUACAAAAGUGCAAUGUUUGCGAUGAAAUACCUCAAUCCUGCGGGAACCAAGGAGGGUCCAUAUGAUACCUUUUUCGCUGGAUUGCUAGGCGGUUAUGUGGUCUUUGGCAGAAAUCCGGGCAGUGUCAGCCAACAGAUCGUGAUAUACGUCUUCGCGCGAGUCGUACUCGCCAUGGCAAGUCUUUCCGUGCAGCCGAACAUGCACCCGCUCUCCUCCCUCAUCACACCGGAAGCCCGCACACGGAUACAGGAUAAUGCAUGGCCGGCAUUUGCGGCACUCAGCUGGGCGGCUGUCAUGUACGUGUUCCGAUGGCAUCCAGAGUCUAUCGUGAACAGCUUGAGGAGUAGUAUGACAUACAUUUAUGUUGACUCCGACCACUGGACAUCGUUCCACAACUUGCUCAUACACAACAAAUGA